This is a messenger RNA of Prorocentrum cordatum, 1803 nucleotides long. NCBI's taxonomy places the organism in Eukaryota, Dinophyceae, Prorocentrales, Prorocentraceae. The record is from the annotation of a GenBank genome assembly.
CUCGCCUUGCGAAUGGCAUGCGUUCGUGGAGUUGGAUCCCGCCUGAGCUUUGCCGCGGGAGCUGGUCGUAGCACCUCGUAGCCAUUUUGGCGAAAGUCCGUGCACGAAUCCCCCAAGCAGCCCACCUGGCGCACACGAUGAGGGCGCUGGCGUAUCUUCGCCGUGCGCCGUGUGGCGCGGCGUGCCGCAGCUUGGGCGCGGCCCGCGCGCUCGCGACCGCGGCGCCCGCCGGCGGCGCCUUCGCCCCGCGGCUCGGGCAGCGCGUCUGUGCGGGCUGGGCCGCGGGCGCCGCGGGCGUGGGCGCGGCAUGCCUGGCGGCGCCGCGCCAGGUGGCCCCGGCCCGGGGGGAGGAGCCCCCGCCGCCCGCAGGCCCCUCGGGCGGGGGCGGCUCUGAGCCGCCAGGGGCCGGGCCGCGCGGGCCCGCUCGGGGCCAGCGGGCGGCCGCAGUAGCCUGCGAGGACAAAGGCAGCUCCCCGGGCGCCCGGCCCGUCAGGGUGGCCCUGGUCGGGUCCACGCGCGGCUCCUCCUCGCAGGCCGUCAUCGACGCCAUCAAGGCGGGCGUGCUGAACGCUGAGAUCGUGGUGGUCGUGUCCAACAAGGCCAGCGCCGGCAUCCUGGAGAGGGCGAGGGGCGAGGGCCUGAAGGCGGUGCACGUGCCGUGCAAGAAGGGGACGCCCCGUGCCGAGUACGACGCCGUGGUGACGCGCGUCAUGCAGGAGACGAGGGCGUCGACCUCGUCAUGCUCGUGGGCUACAUGAGGAUCGUCAGCCCAGAGUUCUGCAGGGCUUGGGCCCGGCGGUGCAUCAACAUUCAUCCCAUCUCCUGCUGCCAAAGCACGCCGGUGGCAUGGAUCUCGAGGUUCACACGGCCGUGCUGGAUGCGAAAGAGACGGAGAGCGGAUGCACAGUGCACCUCGUCACAGAGGAGGUCGACGGUGGCCCCGUGGUCGUGCAGAGGGUUGUCCCCGUUGUGGCCGACGACACGCCGGAGUCUCUCAAGGCAAAGGUCCAGGCCGAGGAUCGAGGGCCUGCGCUGGUGGAUGCCGUGCGCGCCUUCGGCGAGGGCAGGGCGCCCUUCCUCAGGUGACCCGCAGCUGGCGGCGCUUCUCCCGCUGCCCCUGCUUCUCCUGCCCCGGCAUCGCGGGUGCCCCAUCGGAGGGGCUCGAGGUAUGCACCACUUCGUUUGGGCGCCCAGGUGAGCCAAGGAAGUCGGCGACGGGAUUCGGUGCACGGACGCUUCAGCUUCCCUCGGGUUGGGAAGCCGGGGCGUCAGUAGACCGAGGUCCUCGGCCGACCAGACGACUCGUUGUGUGCUGUCUCUUUCGAGUCCUUCCCCCAGCAGACAGCGGCUGAGGACUUCUCAGGGCGUCGGGCAUGGCAGGCGGGACCAGAUCUCCUGCUUGGUCAAGACGAGCGCGCAGCGCGCAGCGCUAGCCUAGCGGACCAAGGUCACAAAACUGGCAGACUUGCAGUUUUUUUUUAAUCGUCCUGCCCCGUUGGCCAAAGGCCUGGUUAACUCUUGACUCCCUCUAGGAUGCAUGUAGGUCUGUCGCAGCUUAACGCUUCAACCUCCUGCGCCAAUGUGUGAGGGUAAGUGGAACAUGCAGCAAGGUGGGAACCAAUAGCCGCCUCAAGUGAGCUGGUUCCAGACCGUGUGCGAUUCGUCUUCCAGUUGUGCGUUCGGAGUGAAAGAGUGUCUCAUCUGGCUUGUCAUCGUAGCUGCAGCGUCGUCCUCGCAUGAUUUCGGUGUUCAGGUAGGUAUCACGCGCAAGCGCAAGCAUCACGAAGCUGAGCCUCGUUCGCC